GAAGGGCAACCAGGUGUGAUAAAACAUGUGUGUUAUAAUGUGAAUUCGCAGAGCUGAACCAGGAGUCACCCCGGAUCUGAGCUGCAAAAGCCUCUGUGUGAUAAACACCGAAGUGGUCAGUGGCUCAGAGGUUUAAGUGGGGAGGAAGGAAUUGACUGAAACUGAGUGCCGACAGCUUCAAGGAUGGAGCUCCUGGUCACAGCAGGUAUCUGCAUCAGUCCCCACAAGCCUUCUGUAGCACAUCUAGCCUCUUCAGUAGGGUUCCUCAAGUCUCAGGUUGGGUGGGCAUGAAGGCUACAGAGAGAAGAGCAAAACAAUGUUCCCAUCUGUUUACCCUCUUUCUGUGAGCAUUUCCUAAAAUUCAAGAUGCUGUUUGUUUUCUCACUGUUGACAUGUAUUGUGAGUGUGAAGAACGAUUCUGCUGAUUUCACAGAGCCAGGUAUUGUAUUGAAUCUUCUAUUUCUUUUGCUAAAGGUGAUGCUGUUGGAAACAUCUCGGCGCUACAAUCCAGAAACAGAAAGUAUUACAUUUUUGAAAGAUUUGAGCUAUAAUCGAGAUGACUUUGCCAAAGCUGGCCUUCAGUUUGAAUUCAUUAACCCCAUUUUUGGCUUUUCAAAGGGAAUGAAUGAAUUGCAGCUUAAUGACGCUGAAUAUGCACUUUUAAUUGCAAUCAGUAUUUUUUCCGCAGGUAAGAUGUGGGAAGACGUGGAAGGUAUUGAUAUUCAUGUUUGUGUGUCUGAGUGCGGGAGCUUAGACCUUCUUAAUAAUCAGGCAUCAUACACACACACACAUACACACUGUUACAUACCAUUCAGCAGGAUCCUAAUAUUAGUACUGAAGAGCUGUUUGUGCUGUGCAUACUAAUUCAUCUUUUGGAGUGUGCCUCUUUGCAGUGUGACAACAGUCCAAUGCAUGACUAAAACAAACUAAACCACCACCACCUCCUCCUCCCUAUCUAGAAAUAGUUCUAAAUAAAGAACAUGGACAGGCAGCUGUAGACCCCAAUUUGCAUUUAUGUGCACAUUCCUAGCUGAGUCAGCCUUAGCACAUGGAUUUUGUGGAUUCAGGUCUGCUAAGGCUAUUGAUUUAUCAGUUUGAAAUUUCCUCUCUGGAGCCUGUUCAGCUUGCAUAGAAAUAUUUUUGUUGUUUGCGAAGUCAAAGACUUUCAUGGCCACCAUCCAGUUUUUUGUGGCUUUUUCAGGCUAUGUCGCCAUGUUCUAGAAGAGUUUUUUCCUGACGCUUCAAUGCCAUCUGUGGCUGUUGUUUUAUAUUUGUUAUAUAUUGCUUAAAUAACAGAGGCAAGACAGGCCUACAUUGUGCCAGGGAGUCUUGGUGAAGGCCUCAUCUUCCCACCCUUUCCUCUCACCUGUAAGAUACUUUG
Sceloporus undulatus (fence lizard) is the source of this 1381-nucleotide messenger RNA. RefSeq names its product ecdysone receptor-like. The record is from RefSeq and is a predicted model, not a curated record. Bases 367 to 864 code for a protein of 165 amino acids. Gene Ontology annotation, biological process: cell differentiation; negative regulation of transcription by RNA polymerase II; positive regulation of transcription by RNA polymerase II. The transcript has 2 exons. NCBI's taxonomy places the organism in Eukaryota, Metazoa, Chordata, Lepidosauria, Squamata, Phrynosomatidae. Gene Ontology annotation, molecular function: nuclear receptor activity; RNA polymerase II cis-regulatory region sequence-specific DNA binding.